AUGAAAACUGAUAACAAAUCUGGACAGGACAAUGGUGGUAAUAACAAUAUGGCUUUAGCGUUUGAAAAUCCUGUGUACCACAUGGAUUUUCAAAACAAGAACUCCAAAAAGUUGAUUGAAAAUUCCUUAACGCCUUCAAGUUCCGAAGAGAAUUUACAAAGACCUGCUAAUUAUAUUAGUUCACCUUUAGACACACCCAGUCCGGUGAUGAGGAGGAAUUUAAGGAUACCCAGGACGAAUCCUGGAUUGUCUUACCGGAACAAUCGUAUGUCUGAUGAGAAAAGAAUCGAUGAACACAGAUACGAGAUCGAUAGGAAUGUUAAAGACUUAGCAAGUGUUGAGAACGAACAAAAUUAUUUAGCUAAUAAGUUUAAGAGAUCUUUGGAUAAAAUUAAUUCACCGGAUUAUGGGUAUGGUAACAACUACGAGUACCACAGGAAUUAUGAUAAUAAAUCCAGUCCGGUGCACCAAACAAUUGGAAUCCCUUUGCAACAUUCGCAUUCGAACAACAGUUUGUACUACCCAAAUUCCAACUUAAGCCACUCGUAUUCCAACACAAGUUUACAAAACUCUUCGAACAAACGCUUGCAGUAUUUUGACCAACAAGGAUACAAAAAUGGUACUGGGUACAACAACGACUGCAACCGAGGCUAUUUAAACAAACUCAACCUAAACUUUGACGAACAAAACUACGAGUGCUCUCACGGUUACAAAAACAAAUCCACCUACGAUGACCAGCACGUAACAAACCAUCAUCUGAACUACGAUAGUGAGAAUAUGAAUCCAGACAGUGCCUAUCAGUCGGCAGAUGUUGUCCAUUGUUCAGGCAGUUUGCAGAAGAAGUUAUCGAGAAGGUUGGUGGAGACUGAUAGUUCCAGCGAGUCGGAGAUUCAGUCGAGGUCUGAGUGUUCGCAGAGAUCAAACAGGACUGUGGAGCAGUGCGAAAUGGAGAUCGCAAGGUUGCAGAGGACUAUCGACAGGUUGCAAGCCAAGUUGCAGAGGAGCGGGAAGAAUGGACAUCAGCAGUAUACUGUGUCCGAUGAUAAUAAAAUGAAGAGUAUCAUUGCCAGGAUGUUAAGCGUGGAAGAGGAGCGCAAACGCGAACAAAUGAAGAUGUCCCUCGCCCUGUCGCACAAGCAGCGCGUUAUAGACGCCCAGGGGCAGCAGAUAGCGGCUCUCGACGCCGCCAACAGCCGCCUGCUGAGCGCCCUCAGCAGCCUCAGGCACACCUCGGGCCCUACUGCGGUCAACUUGAACAGCCCCAACUCGAAUAACGACGCCGACGACGAAGCCUAAGGGGAAAAGAUACGUAGGGAUAAAUGACACAGAUAUAUAUGGAUAUAUGUGUGUAUAUAUAUACACCUAAGUCUGUUUUUA
Molecule: messenger RNA, 1377 nt
Organism: Ctenocephalides felis (cat flea)
Lineage: Eukaryota; Metazoa; Arthropoda; Insecta; Siphonaptera; Pulicidae
Product: GATA zinc finger domain-containing protein 14-like
Exons: 2
Coding region: 1-1296 (431 amino acids)
Source: RefSeq, a predicted model, not a curated record